Copidosoma floridanum is the source of this 1694-nucleotide messenger RNA. RefSeq names its product UPF0415 protein C7orf25 homolog. NCBI's taxonomy places the organism in Eukaryota, Metazoa, Arthropoda, Insecta, Hymenoptera, Encyrtidae. The record is from RefSeq and is a predicted model, not a curated record.
AACAGUUAAUCGACCUGCGAGAAUCAACAGCACAGGCGGAACGGCGAGACUUGAACGGUCACCCAUCCAAGGAUCCAAGUACUUAACGCGCCAAAUGCUGCUCAACCUCGGAGAUCGACGUCACCGCGACCACCCUCGUUUUAUAGCCGAUUUUUUAUAUUAAUAGUUACUAACAACGUGUUGCCACAACGAAUUAGUUUUGUGUAAUGGGAACGCAACAGGAUUUAAUACAAAGAUUUGACGAAAAAAUAAAAUGUGGUAACGACAUGGUAGAUCAGUUGAAACUCGUGAAGAUUGAAGGUGUAGACAAGCUCAUUAGAAAAAUUUAUCAAGAAGUUAGAUUUUUAAUAAAGGUUCGUUCUGCAGGUAAUGCCAAGAAAGAACACCUGCAGAGCACAAAUUUGAUUCACCUGAAUGCCAUUGUGGAGCGAUUGAUGUCAACCAAUGAGCCUGUGGGUGUUCUAAAGCCCUUUAAUCAUCAAAAUUCAAGGCUAGAAAUAGACAUUGUCUGUGAUGGUGGUUCUAGCUGGAUAAAAGUCAUUGCACGUAAUGCCAAGGCCCUCACUCUUAUCUCACAGGGUCGUGCUGAAUAUGGUCAAAAAUCAGUGAUUGACCAAGCCAAUUUUUACUUCACGUGUGCUAAGAAUCACCCUCAUAUGUACAAACCACCUACUAUUGUAUUUCACUUUGCGUGUGGUAUAGAAAAACCAUUAGCUAAUAAAUUAAAAAAUUUGGGUGUCAUCAUUGAAGGGAAAGAAAUCGAUGCUCAAGGAGAUGAUAGUGGUGAAAUUACUGACAAUGAAAUGUCAUUAUCUGAAUCUGAGACUACAUCUAGAGAUUCUAUAACAAACAGUAAUGUUUGUAAUUUGCUAAAUUUGAACACCCAUAUACAAAUAUCUGACAUUAAAAUACUUAAUUUAGACGUGUCAACAUUACUUGGUUAUGUAACAAAUAUGACAAAUGGUCGUGUUAAUUAUAAAUACUUGGAAACAUUACUUACAAGACAAGCCGAAUGCGAACGAUGCCGACCUUUAAAACAUAUUCUAGAUAGUUUAUUUCAAGACAAGAAACUUUUGGUGUGUCAAACUGCAUAUGACAACUUUAAAAGUAUAGUGAACUUGAUUGGUGGUCCCAAUGAAAAAAAUAGAACUGACGAGUUAAUAAGCAGAGUCACAAUCGUAAAUGAUGUCCCUCAAGGAAGAGUCAUGCAACUGUGUCUUGGUGGUAAAAUAAAGAUGCGUUCUAGGCUUAUUUUUGCAAGUGGUGAAAAUAAUAAAUGCAUCACCGUCUCUGCCAAUGAAGGAUUUGUGCGUGCUGCUCGAAUGCAGGGAGUAGAAUGUGUGGUGUUUAUUCACGAGCCACGCUCUCUGUCUGAAUUGAAAGAACUCAAUGCUGAGAGGAUUGAAUCUUGACGUUCUUUUAAAUAUAUAACAGAUAAUUUAGGAUGCACUUUCUCAAUAACCAAUUAGAACGACGAUUUAUUGUAGAGCUGUACAUAAAGGCAUUUUUUAUACAUAUAAUAACUGGCUAGAGGUGAAUGAUGAAGUAAUACAUACCUUUGAGCUUAUUUUAAAUUUUGACAGAUUGUUAAUUUAAAAAGUAUUUAUCGAAUGUUAAACUAUUGUUUAUUUCAACACAGGUACUCAUCUAUUGUUAUUUACUCAAUAUAUGUCACCUUUUUUGCUUACUGUAAA